AUGCAUUUCCUCGACCUACCGGAAAGUGUUCUGCUCGGUAUCGCGGCAAACCUCGACAUCGACGCCUUGAUCCGUCUAGAAGAGCUACAUCCCCGUUUCUGCCGUGAAAUAAUGGGAAAACCGCGAUUCGUCACCGAAAAAAAUCUAACAUCCUUCCAUCUGGAGUAUCUGGAAACGACUGGGGAAUAUGUUCGUUUGAUCGACCUGGAGAACUACGACAUGGAUGAAGAUUGCCCUGAGAAAGGAAGCUAUCUGGUGGAGCUGACAAUGAAGUGCCCUCUCACCACGCACCUGAACAUGGUACGAACGGGGCCAUACUUCGAGCGCUUCUUGGAGCUUCUUUAUCCCUUGGAGCACCUGACGACGCUGUGCAUCAGCAUGAAGGUUCUGAGUUUCCGCUUCUAUCCCACGGAGCAGCAUCGACGACCUUUCCGGAACUUAGAGCAGCUUUUCAUCGAAGCUGAGCCCGAGAGUGUGGCCUUCGAUCUACUCUUGGAUUUGAUCAAUUCAUGUAUGAACCUCAAAAAGUGUCACGUCAACGUCACGGACAAAGUCUUCCGAGACUGCAUCCCUGACGAUCUAUUGCCUUACGAAAACCAUCCACUGAGAAUGUCGAAAGUCGAACUUUGGGGAAUGGUCGACAUAUUCGUAUUGACCUGUUAUGUGCCGAGCUUCGAUCCCGCAUGCAUAGCAUUGACGAGAGCUCUCUUCGGUAGUGUUCCGAGCGGAAUGGAGGAGAGAAUAAAAUGGACCCGGGGUUGCAUAGUUUAUCAACGCAAGGGCACCGAAGAACUGACUCUCCCACUCAAUGAGCAUUGGGAUGUGAAAACAACGAAAAGAAUGUUCUCAAAAUCUGCCAGUGUUGUAAUUUUUUUCGUGAAUUUUCUGGUGAAUCCGGCUGCGUGCACGAGACCCAUCCUCACUGACUUGGACGUUCUCCGACGAUACGAUGGAUCGGGAGUCACCUUGGCCAUGACUUGGUUCCCGGGCCGAUGUUUCAAACCCACUGAUCGAGUAGAUUACGCCCCGCCUUGCAAGAUCGAUGCUCUCCGAGCUUUCUGGACGAUCAAAGAAGUGAAAGGCCCGCUCAAAAACUGCGGGAGAUUCGGGAACGAACGAGUACCAUGGGAUCUCAAAGAACGCCUGACUGAGAUCUGGCCGUCGUUUCACAGCGAGCCGAGCGAGUACGAGAAUUUCUGGUUGAAGGAAUUUGACAAAGACGGUUCCUGUUUCCGUAGGCAAAAUCACCCCCUAUUCGGAUCCGUGUGGAAAUUCUUCUCCGCGUCGCUCUAUCUCGCACUGCAGCGCGAUGUUUUCCAGGUUCUGGCGCUGAGAGGUAUACUGCCUUCGAAAGGUGCUUACUCAACGAAGCUUAUCGCUGAGACCCUGGAGGAAUAUCACACCGGACGAGUUCGCCUACUCUGCGGGAACAAGCCGGAUUUUUUGAUGGAUGUGGAGUUUUGCUUCGAUGAUUAUCUCCGACCUCGGAACUGCUCGAGAUUGCCAUUCAUGGAAACGUGCGGAGAAUACGUUUUCUAUCCACCCCCACCGUCGGUACCGAGAAAGGUUCAUAUCGUGCUGGGAGAGACACGGAAAAACCACUCGGCACCAUAG
This is a messenger RNA of Galendromus occidentalis (western predatory mite), 1614 nucleotides long. RefSeq lists its product as uncharacterized. The transcript has 4 exons. The coding region runs from base 1 to 1614 and encodes 537 amino acids. NCBI's taxonomy places the organism in Eukaryota, Metazoa, Arthropoda, Arachnida, Mesostigmata, Phytoseiidae. The record is from RefSeq and is a predicted model, not a curated record.